UUUUCCACCGCGCAGGCGCCCUGAACCAAACGUCAAGCAUAGUAUAUCCGCGAAGAUGGCGGCACCGUACAGCGAAGUGUAAGAGUUCAGCCCGUGGGCCCCUCGUUCCCCUCUUUUCACAUCUGACGUCUUUGUUUGUUGUCCUGGUAACCGCGUAGCGUUCCUCUGUCUCUGGAAAAGGGCAUCCGUCGUCCGUCCCCCUUUUCUGUUUCACGCUGUUGAUGCUGGUCUACUUUUCGAACUCUUGAGUCACACUUCGCUUUUUUCGCAUUCAUAAAACCUGCCGGGGUUGGCCUCGGAGAGGCGGGCUGGUGGCUCCAGCGGCCUGUCCUGCUGGGAAGAGUGAGAGUUACUUGACUGGUGGCCCGAGAGACUCGGGUGAAUAUGGGUGUUGGGAGGGAGUCAUGUUGCACGCAAAUACUAUGCUAGCACCGACUCUGUGAACACAUUGCAGCUGACAACUGUGACUGGCUAGUCCUUUAAAGAUACCGCUGUGUCCCGUUUAGGACGGAUUUGCUCAUAGCUAGGUAGGGGCAGCACAGGAUUGGAGCAGUAGUUAUGCUUUCUUUCGGAUCAGUCCCAGGUGCUGGACCAGUAGCAGCUACUGCCUCACCUAGAAUUGCUGCUGCAAAGAGAUGGAGGAGAAGCCACUGCCGACCACAUGGCUGCAGUGUUGAGGAUCUGCGAAUGUGGCGGAGAGAACGUGAAUCAGCCCUGAGAAGUGCACGGAGGCUGCAGCAGUUGAUCAGCAAGCGGCUUUUAUGUGAAGACACCUUGACAGAUGAAGGGCAAAUUGGAACGGACAGUGAGACAGCGGCUCCUUUAUCUGAAGAAGAGGUUUCACAGCUGCUGAGAAACAUCCGAAGAGGAACAGAAGACAGGGCAACAUCUCUGCGUUCACUUCGACGAGGACUACAGCACAGAGAGACCCAGCAGAAAUUCAUCAGGCUGGAGGGCAGCAUGCGUUUGCUGAUAGGUCUCUUUACUGGCAAUCUGGCAGAUCUGCAGAUGGAAGCAGCUCGCUGUUUACAUGAACUCUCACACUCCAGUGACCCGGAUGUGGUUGAAGCAUGUUUGCCAGCAUCCUCCUAUCUCCUGACCUACCUCUCUGGACACAGUAUAGCCCUUAUAGAGCUGUGUUUGUACACAUUGGGGAACUUGGUGGUUGAGAUGAAGGCUGUGAAGAAACAACUUCUACCUCAGGGCAUUAUCCCAAUACUGGCAUCCUGCAUCCAUUCCCCUCAUGUGGUGGUGCAGGAAGGUGUUGGCUACGUUCUGUCACAGCUCUUGCAGUCUAGAGAAGCUCCAGCUGAAAUCAUACCCUUGGUCCUAGAUUCCACUCUCCCGCAAGAUAUGCUCCACUUAGUUUGUUCCAACCUGGAAGAGGGAAUAGGAGCUGCAGUGGAAUUUGCAUGGGGUCUUCACUACAUUAUUUGUAGCUGUGUGAACAACUCACUGCUGAUCUCCCUAAAGACUGUGCCAGCCCUAGUACAGUUGUUGCUGGAACUGGCUUCUGCAAUAUCAACAACUUCUGCUGAGGGUGUGGAACUGUUAAUAUGUCCUGUGGUGCGGUGUGUUGCCAAUCUUCUUGCAGAAGAUGAGGUCGGUGAUGGUGAACUACUAAUAGAGGAAGAGUGCCUUCUGAGGGCCUUGUUUGUGUUCAUAGAGUACCUCCUUCCGAAACAUCUCUUUGUUGUACAGGAGUGUCUGUGGCUCAUCAACAACCUCACAGCUGACAGCAUCGUAUCAUGCUCUGCUCUGCUCAACCCAGACCUCUUUCAAUCUCUGCUGAAGCUCUUAUGUUCUCAGAGGCUGAGCUUGCUGGUUUUAACAGUACUGUGCAACAUAGCUGCUAAGGGUUCUGCCUGCUGCCAGAUGCUGCACCAGAAGGCUGUACUUCCUCCUCUUAUUAGCAUCCUUGCCCUUCCUGAUGCCCAGGUGGUGGUGCAAGAUCUUGAACUACUGCAUCUCCUCUUCCUUCACUGGCCAGAGGUAGAAAUUGCACUUAGUGUAUCUGCUAAUCCUGCAUUCCCUAAAGGCUUAAGCUCAGCACUAACUUUGGUCUUCUCUUUCUUGGCCCAGGCUGCCACUGACUUUGUAGCUCAGUCAGGACUACAGGCGCUAGAACAGCAUCGGGAUAACCUACAGUUGCAAGAACGAGUCAGUGCUCUCAUUUGGACUGCCAGCCAGCCAGCUGCUCGCUGUCAGGAUUUUCCCCUUGGUGCUUCAGCUGAAGAUCUACAGUUUACUUCCUAUCAAAGCUGAGAUGGUACAUACAAAGUAGCUGUGCUGGCUUGUUGCCAAUGGACCUUUGAACAGAGCACUGCCUUUCUCCUUUUUUGAAGAGCAGUAUUAGUAAAUAUCCCUCCCUCCCUAAGGGGAGUCUUGUUCUAUGAUGUUCACUAUCCUUUAAACUAUUAUUAUUAUUAUUUAUUGAAUUUUUAUACCACCCCACUAGCAUAGCUCUCUGGGCAGUGUACAACCAUUACAAUAAAUACAAUAGAAUCACACAGAACAAUACAAAAAAUAUAAAUGCAAAUCCACAAUCUAAAACCAAUUAAAACAUGUUUAAGAAAAGCUAAAAUGCCUGAUAAAAUAGGAAGGUCUUGACUUGGCGCCGAAAGGAUAGCUAAGGAUAGCCAAAACUAAUUAGCCUAGCACUGGAUGUAUGGAGAUGAACAGUAGAUUGUGGGAAGAAUCAACGUGCAAGAGAGCAUCUUGGCUUAAACAAGAUAUUUGAACUUUAUUUUCUAAGUUGAAUUAUUUUAUAUGCAAGCUACACAUGAAGUGUUCUACGUCUGGAAUUGGACUCAAAUGCGGGUGCCAUUUGUUAUCUUCAUGCUUUGCUGUUAACAACAUUCUCCAAGGCUUUGGCAACUUGGUCCACAUUUAGGUUAAUCAAUGACACACUCCUCUCUCUGCCAAAAGCUGAGGAAAUACAGAAAAGUUGGAUGAAAUACACAUCCCAUGGAUUAUCUUCAUUUGAAGAAACAAUUUCAGAAAUUCAGUCAAAUUCUUAACCUGUGUCUCUGACUAGACAAAGAUGCAUAUGUACUCCCAGGAAUAAAACAGAGAGAAUGCACAUGCAUAGCAGCCUCACUUUUCUACAACUUCAUUGGACAAGCAAUGUUAGAGGACAAAAUAGGUCCAGCACAAGAAAUGCACAAUUUUGCUCCAUUUCUACUUUCAGGUAGUUGCUGCAUUAGAAACUGCAAUACAGUACCAAAGGGGGAGGUGUCAUUCUACCUACAACGUGCUUGCUGGAUGUGCUAGAACAGACUUUCCCCAAUAAAUUAUGCCACAAACAGUUGUUUUUCAUCAGAGCUGAUAUUCACUUCUGCUCCAGUGUGGUGAACAAGAUCCAGCCAGGAGGCUGAAUCCUUAGCUCCCCACACACGCUGUGGGUUGCCCACUUGUUAAUCACCUGCCAUCAAGUGACUUAAUGUCAAAGGAAGAAAUUGGGAGCAUGUGUCUGAUUCUUUUUUUCCUUUGCAGCCUAGAUUGAGUUCAAGCUGCAUCUACAAAGAAAAAAAUAUUCCUCUGCAGGUAUGGCUGGAAUCCAAGCCACACCUGCAAAGGAAGAUCCUUGCUCCAAGUGGGGCUUGCAUUUGUUGCAGAGUUUAAAAGGCAUCAAACGCAAAUCCAAGUUGUAGAACAGUCGGAAGUACACUGUAACUCUGAUUGUUAUUUUGCAGCUGCAGCUUUUUAGCUGCCCCACACCAAUGUAUGUGGGCUUAAUUUGGCCUGCAAGCCAAAAGUUCCCUCAGCUGGUUUAAAUUUUAAACUGAGAGUAGGGGACUGAUUAAAUGAUAAAAAACCUGGUAAAAGAGUAUAUCAGUGACACCAAGCCACAUUCAGACAUGCAGUAGCCUUCACAACCAGCAAGUCUCACCUCCCUGCCAAAGAGUUCUGAAAUCUAAGUGGCUUCAGUAUUCAGCUAAAGGAGACAAACUGAAUUGAUCAUUCACUCCACAGGGACCUAGGCAGUCAGGUAAAAUUACCAUCCUGUCCAUGAUGAUACUGUUUUAACAUCUUACUUCAGAGUAAGUGCAAAACAAACACUCUUGGCACAGGCCCAAGGUUGGUCAUUUGCCCAAUGCAGGUAAUAUUGUCUAAUUUCUUUGGCUGUGAAGCACUGAAAGCCUGUUGGGUGAGACGCCCCCACACCUGCUAAAGCCAGAAGAAAGGUUUUCAUUAUCCUCUCUGGCUACUGCGAACACUGCAGAAUGCUGUAGGAAUGACACCACUCAGUCAGUGUUUAAAGAAGGUACUGAAGCAUAUGACUCAUCAACACUAGUUGCCAUUAAGGAAAACAUUGCCAAGUCCUAGUCAAGGUGCCUCCUUGAGCCAGGAGUUAGUAAUACAGAGUCAGGGGCCUCAGCCUGAAUUAAGUCAGGACAAGCUGAUUUGUUUACUUUAAAACUUGGUCUGUUCAACUUAAAUUUAGGCGCUUUUAAGUUCCUUUUUUGGAAGAAAAUGAAUGGGAUCAGCAUUUUUGCCAUGGCCUAUGUGUUCAAUUAACUUUCUGGCAGUCAUAGACCAUUCCUCCCUACUCACUUAUCUCAAGUUUAUCACACUUCUCUUCCUCCCCUCUGCACUGCAGUAGUGCAGCAAUAUAGUAGUCCAUCAGUAGUAAGUCAUGAACAAAAUAAACUUUUCUAACUGAUUUUUUAAAAUAUUUUUUGUUUAAAAAUUCUGAAAGAUAAACUUGGGGCGGGGAAGACCUGGGCACACAAAUUUGGAAUAUUUCCCACAGUUCUAUCAGAAAUGUACCACUUCUGUUUCCACUAGACUCUUCAUGUAAGGUGCCAGCGCAAUAUUUGAAAAUCCCACCCGCCGAGGUUUCUUCGUUUUGAUAGAAAAAAUGUUCAGCUAGAUCAAAUCAUAUUGAAGUGAGAAUAUGACAGCAGAUUUGGACAGCAGCAGCAGAAGGUUCAAGUGGCUUGUUGGGCUUAAGUUGCUCAGAGAAAUGUUUGCUAGUGUCCUUCAACAACAGGAAUCCAGGCAGGGUAGAAAAGGCACAGAGCUAUUUAGAAUAACUGUUCAGCUUUAUUCUUCUAGAAAAUCAAUACUUGAGCUGCUUAACACAUUGUUUCUAUCUUACUUAAUAGCAAACAUCACAGAAAAUUCUGUCCCAACUCACGGUAUCUAGCCCAGAGCAUGGGUUGCACAUCUGAGCACUCUCUGAUCAGGAUAGGGAAAUCUGGAUUUGCCUUCUUCAAAGUCACAUAAUGUUGUUCAAUGAAGUCUCUGCAAAGAAGAAGCCAACACAUACCAACAUGUGUCAGAUUGAAGGUCUUCCACUCUUUCAAGUCACCAACACAACAGAAACAAGUUGUGCUGCAGUUGUGACCUUCAUUAUAAGUCAGUAAGACACAGAUAAUGGCUUUAAAGAGUCAAGCAUUCAGAGAAUACUUUCUCCAUCAAUUUAGCCGAAGCAGAGGUUUUGAAGGCAUGUUCUAGGAGCCUUGAUAUCUUCUCACAUCAACAGAGAGUGUCCUAGGACACAUCUGAACCCUCCAGAUUGGUAGUGCUAGGUGAAGUGUCUGUUCAGAGUAACUCCUCCAAUAUUACCUGUUUCCCACUGAAGAACAUUAUACAUUCCUAAGAAAACCACUUUUCCAUGAACAGAGUUUGAAAAACUGAGCUAAAAGCUCAGCAAGGUGUGAAGUAGCCUAUCUUUUGUAUGAGAUGUAUAUCAUUCCUUUCUUAAAGUUAUUCUAGUAGUGUAAGCUACUGAAUAGUACCCUUUGAUAUAAACAAGUAUCUAUUAAAAGAUAGGAACUGCCUCAGGAGAAGGACUAUGAGGGGAGAGAGACUCUGUUGCCAUCAGGGGAGGCUGUUUCCACCUGCCUCGCCCCAGCCUUCAAAAGGGAGCUGCCUCAGGAGAAGGACUAUGAGGGGAGAGAGACUCUGUUGCCAUCAGGGGAGGCUGUUUCCACCUGCCUUGCCCCAGCCUCCAGCCUUCAAACGCAGCUUCUUUAGGAGGACUUUCUGAUCUUUGGGUUGGGGGAUAGCUUCUAGUUUGUUGUUUAGUUUUAUUGCUUGUUUUUUGAUGUUUAUAUACUUUUAUGUUUGAUGUUUAUAUGCCUUUAUUUUGUACGUUGCUCAGA
Molecule: messenger RNA, 6113 nt
Organism: Rhineura floridana
Lineage: Eukaryota; Metazoa; Chordata; Lepidosauria; Squamata; Rhineuridae
Gene: TMCO6
Product: transmembrane and coiled-coil domains 6
Exons: 11
Coding region: 559-2265 (568 amino acids)
Molecular function (GO): protein binding
Source: RefSeq, a predicted model, not a curated record